Leguminivora glycinivorella is the source of this 1463-nucleotide messenger RNA. RefSeq names its product myeloid leukemia factor (gene Mlf). The coding region runs from base 154 to 1047 and encodes 297 amino acids. The record is from RefSeq and is a predicted model, not a curated record. Gene Ontology annotation, cellular component: cytoplasm; nucleus. Lineage: Eukaryota; Metazoa; Arthropoda; Insecta; Lepidoptera; Tortricidae. The transcript is spliced from 8 exons. Gene Ontology annotation, biological process: regulation of DNA-templated transcription.
UGCUCGUGCGUGUUUGUAGAUUCGCGAAUUACUAGAGAUUUCGAUUUUCUGAAAGUGAUUGAGACGUGAAUUUGGCGUGAUCACCUGUUAAAUACCACGUUUGAAGUGUUUUUAAUAAUCGAGAUUAUUUUAGUAACUUAAAAAAGUAGAAACAUGUCUCUUUUCGGGUCUUUGAUGGGGGAUGUGGAAGACGAUCCUUUUUUCGGCUCCCACAUGCGCCACAUGCGUCAAAUGAACAACAUGAUGAACUCGCUGUUCUCCGACCCGUUCGGCAUGCUGGGCGGGCCGCUGUCGCUCAUGCCGCGCUCCAACAUGGGCAUGGGCAUGGCUGGCAUGAGCAUGAUGCCCUUCAUGCCGCAGAUGCCGCAGAUGAACAGACUCUUCACUGCUGACCUAGACGGGCCAAUGACUACCGGCAGUUCCUUCAGUAGCAGCACUGUCGUCAUGUCUUCCGGUGGACCCAACGGAAAACCUCAGGUGUUCAGCUCGACAAGCAGCACAAAGAUUGGGCCCAAUGGCAUUAAGGAGACUCGCAAGACUUUACAGGACUCCCGUACCGGCACUAAGAAGAUGUCUAUUGGCCAUCACAUCGGCGACCGGGCUCACAUAAUGGAGAAGGAACAGAAUGUUUACUCCGGGGACCAGGAGGAGACACAGGAGUUCAUCAACUUGGACGAAGAUGAGGCGGAGGAUUUUGAUAGAGAGUUCCAAGUGAAAGCCGGAGCCUACACCGGCAGCGGGCGCGCCGCCAUCGCCGGCGCACCCGCGCCCCGCGCGCCGCGCCUCGCCAUAGAAGCGGCCCCGGCGCCCGCGCCCGCGCCCGCGCCCGCGCACGCGCACGCGCCCGCAGCGCUGCCCAAUUCGAAUAGCGAACGCGACCGCCGCGCCAUUCGGCCCGCUUCGCGCCGCCCGCUCAGAACUACCGCCAGCCCGCUCGCGCACGGCGCCGCCAGUUCGUCCGUUCGCUCCGUGUACGGCGGCUCUCAUCCGCAGCGCCACCGGCACGACCGCCCGCGCAACAAGCGGCCCUCCCCCGCAGACCACUAGCCACUGACAACAGGAUCUGAUAGGCGGUAACCUCUGUAUUAUGCUAACUUCACUUGGAGUAGCAAAUAUGGCGCGAUAUUAUGGGGUUUGAUCGAGAACGAUUUGCAUCAAUACCUGAUUUUCUGUUCAAAAAGUGGUGUCCCCUGCCGCCUUAACACAGGAACUGAUAGGCUCUGUAUUAUGUUAACUUCAAUUUGGAUAACUCGUAUGGCGCGAUAUUAUGGGGAACGGGGAAAGUGCGACUUCCUCGCUGACCACUAGCCACUGACACAACAGGAUCUGACAGGCGGUAACCUCUGUAUUAUGCUAACUUCAUUUUGAGUCUCAAAUAUGGCGCGAUGUUAUGAGGAAAUAUCCAAGACGAUUUGCAUCAACAGCUGAUCUUCUGCGCAAAAAGUGGUGUUCCCUGCCUACAA